Molecule: messenger RNA, 5733 nt
Organism: Loxodonta africana (African savanna elephant)
Lineage: Eukaryota; Metazoa; Chordata; Mammalia; Proboscidea; Elephantidae
Gene: MAPK1IP1L
Product: mitogen-activated protein kinase 1 interacting protein 1 like
Exons: 4
Coding region: 151-879 (242 amino acids)
Source: RefSeq, a predicted model, not a curated record
UCCUGUUCCGGCGCCAGGAGGAGCCGCGCGCCGCUAGUGCUGUAGCUGCUGCUGUCGUCAGUCAGGCUGCGUUCGGUUCUUCAGCGCCCAGUUCUCUGGGACCCAUCGUCGCCUCUAGACUUUGUUUCGGGGUCGGAUCUUGCCGGGAAAAUGUCUGAUGAAUUUUCGUUGGCAGAUGCACUACCUGAACACUCUCCUGCCAAAACUUCUGCCGUUAGCAAUACAAAACCUGGUCAGCCUCCUCAAGGCUGGCCAGGCUCCAACCCUUGGAAUAACCCAAGUGCUCCACCUUCUGUGCCAUCUGGACUCCCACCAAGUGCAACACCUUCCACUGUGCCUUUUGGACCUGCGCCAACAGGGAUGUAUCCCUCUGUGCCUCCCACUGCACCACCUCCAGGACCCUUUCCUCCUUCUGGACCAUCAUGCCCCCCACCUGGUGGUCCUUAUCCAGCCCCAACUGUGCCAGGCCCUGGCCCCACAGGGCCAUAUCCUACACCAAACAUGCCCUUUCCCGAGCUUCCUAGACCAUAUGGUGCACCCACAGAUCCAGCUGCAGCUGGUCCUUUAGGUCCAUGGGGAUCCAUGUCUUCUGGACCAUGGGCACCAGGAAUGGGAGGGCAGUAUCCUACCCCCAGUAUGCCAUAUCCGUCUCCAGGGCCAUAUUCUGCUCCUCCUCCUCCCCAAGCUCCAGGGGCUGCACCACCAGUUCCAUGGGGCACUGUUCCACCAGGCGCCUGGGGACCACCAGCACCAUAUCCUGCCCCUGCAGGAUCAUAUCCCACACCAGGACUCUACCCCACUCCCAAUAAUCCUUUUCAAGUGCCUUCAGGACCUUCUGGUGCUCCGCCAAUGCCUGGUGGCCCCCAUUCUUACCAUUAAGUUAACAAUGGACGAAGAGAUGACGCUUUGCUUUUUGAAGUACAUAUAUAUAUGCACGUGAAUGCAUAUAUAAAAAUUGCUGGUUUCACUAUUCAUAAGAGGGCAUUCAUGAAAGAACAACUCUUGCAACUCUCAGAGAAGAUAUCUGCCUCUUGUACUUGGAUGUACAGUUGGAACAAUCAGAUAAAAACAAAAAUCGUUCAAAUGUGAUUUGUAUUUGGUUUUCAUGGGAAGUUAAAGUGAUUAAGUAUGUUAGAUAGCUCUUUGAUAGAAUUUGUUUAAAACAUGAAACCACACACUUAAAAAUCUAAGAUGAUAUGGAUUGUUAGAAUCUGCAACUUUAUUGGCACAUUAUUUCGAGUGUUUUUUAUAAUCACUUUUUCUUUAAAUAAACACUUUGAAAAACAAUCACAUUGCCAUAAUGUAGACAAAUGAUGCCUCUAAACAUUUUGAGCUGCUCUUUCUAUAGGAUGAAUACCCCUGGUUUUCUCGAGGUUACAUUUUGGAUGUACAUUUAAAACUGUCAGUAAUUAUUGCCAGAUGUUGAGUUCAUUAGCUAGCCAGUGUUCAUUUUUAUCCUUGAGCUUUUAGUAAAAAAAAAUUUUGAGUUCCACCUAAUUUGGUUUAUUUUUUUUUUAGCCAAAUGGGCCAUACAGCUCUUAAACCUACUAUUUAGACAAUUUUUUUUUUUUUUUUUUAAUUUGGGCCAACAGGUAUGUAAAUUAUGGUCUUAGAGAAUUGACCUCUUUUUUUUUUAUUGCUUUAGAAUGGAUUAUGAGAUGUCCAUAUUGUUUUGAGAUGAGUUCAAGGAAGGAAAUAAUUCUCACCUUUGUUUUGAACCUCAAACUAGAGGAACCCUGGGGAAUUGCUUCAGAGUAACAAGUAAUUUGCAUUCCCACAAAACCUGAGGCAGGUCUUCUGCCCAGACCAUUCCCUGUAGUCCCCCUUUCCCUCAGUUCUUUAAGGAAUACAUCCUUUAUUCUUCCCUGAUGUGGAAAACUGGCACACUCUAGUGGACUAUCAUAAACAUAUAUAGCAGUUAUGUUUGGAGAACCUUAAGUCACACAGAUGUGUCUGUUCUCUUUGUACAAGUGAGACUCAAUAUAUAUUUGUCUUUCCGAGUCUGAUUAUGAUAUGUUAUUGUCUCCUGAAUAGUUUUCUGGAUCUCUUUGUAAAGUGCUUAUGGCUAACAAUUCAGUCCUGUAUUUGUUGAUAAGUAAAUAAGUAGAAUUGAGUGCCACCCUGGAAAGAAUUAUCCUCUCUUAACGCAUGAAAAUAAUAAUAAAUGGUAGAUUUCUGCAACUGAGUUUAAAGCAGUAUGACUGUUGCUUAAAAUAUUAAAUACUGUUUAUAACCACCAAAACAACUCUAGUAGCUUUUUGGCACCUUACCUUUAAAUGAGAUUGUUAGAUUUGGAAUAAAUGAGUUUGACAGUAGAACUGACCUUGUUAUUUGUUAAAUAACAUUUGAAAACUUUGAACGUAUCCAUUGGGUUUCAAAAGUGUAUUGUGGAUUUAUUGGACCAGUAUUGGAGAGAUUUAUGAUGGAGCACCAUUUUGUUUAAGAAUAAAAUAUUUAAUAGUUGUUUUUCCCACUAUUAAAAUGUCAGAAUGCCAAAUGCUGCCAGUUUAAUGGUUUGAUAGCUACCUCGUUUUAAGAAAGCAAGAUGGUCACCUUUGAGGAACAUUUGGUGUUUAAGCCUCCCUUCUUUCAAGCUUUCAGAAUUGAUAAUGGUGGAAACUAAUUUGUUCAGAUAUGGCUAAGCUGGGGAAUGUUGUUAGGCAGCUCUUACAUAGCGACACACCUGGUUUUCUUUUUCUUGCAAGGGUAGGUGGCAGCAUCUACAACACUCUUGAAAUCUGUUGUCAAAGUAGCCUCAAGUUUACAAGGUAGGUAGCCUUAGGAGAUGUCAUAAAUUAUCAGUCAGUAUCAUAAUGUCAAGGAGCCCUGGUGGUCCAGUGGUUAAGCACUCGGCUGCGGACCAAAAGGUCAGUGGUUCGAUGUGGCCGUCUAUUCUGUAAAGAUUACAGCCUUGGAAACCCUAGGCAGUUCUAGUCUGACCUAUAGGGUCACUAUGAAUUGGAAUGGACUCGAUGAUAAUUGGUAUCAUAAUGCCAGGUAGCUGCAGGGAUAAGAUGAUAGGGAAAGUGAGAUGGCAGCAAAGAUCUCUCUCCUUAUAGUUAUUUUGGUUGCCCUAAAUUGGGAUAAGUUGCCAUCUCCAGCUUUAGAUGGAGUAUUUAAUGCUAUGUUGUUAGGUGUAAUCAAGUCAGUUCCGACUCAUAGCGACCCUGUGUACAACAGAGAGGGUAUAGUGUGACUAAAAGAAGAGGUAGCAAGUUCGGGAAUCUGUAAUUAAGUCCUUUGUCUUGGUUAUGAGAGAAAAUGUUUUGCUAAAGAAUUUACAGGGCCAUGAACAGGAGAUGAGAGAUUACUCCUCCCCACGAGUGUAACUUUGUUAAUGACUCAUACUGCCUAGUGUGCCCUAGAUGAUACUGCCAUUUUAACCCUUAGUUUGCCAAGACUUUCCAACUGGAAAGUUGGGGGGGAAGGAGGACUGGGGAGCUCAUUGUUUUUGUUUUUUUUUUUUUUAAUGUAAGAAUGGAAAUCAAAGGGCUCAUAGAAUUUGCUUUUAUAUAGUUUAUUUCUGUACAGCACCAUUUCUCCAGUUGGAGGGAAUCUUAAUUUUUGUGGAUACUCUGGGCCAAAAAAUACUUUUGGGUUUAGGGUGGAGUUAAGAAAAGCAAAAGAGGUUUCAGUGGAGGAAGGGGGAAAAGCAUCUAGGAAGGUUUUUUUUUUUUUUCUUUACAAAAGAACAAUGUGGCUUUCAAAACAAGUCAUGGUAGGCUGAGAUGGUUUUAUGGCAGAGACUGCUUGUUAGUAUGUUUAAUCUUAAGGGAAUACUUGUUGGCGUUUGGGCUUUAGAGCAAGGGUUUUAAAAUAAAUUUGGUGGCGAUAAUUGAGAUGUGUUGAGGGAUAAUGUUUCUAGAGUUCAAGUCUUUGAUUUGGAAUAAAAAUAUAUAAGCAGUGCUGAGGUUGAACCUAAAAGUCACAGUGAAAAAUAAAAACUAUUUUAAAUAGAAAUAUUGCAAGUACAGUAUACCAAAACCAAACCAACCAAACCCAGUGCCGUCGAGUCGACUCUGACGCAGUAACCCUGGUGGCGUCGUGGUUAAGUGCUAAGGCUGCUAACCAAAGGGUCAGCAGUUCGAAUCCACCAGGCGCUCCUUGGAAACUCUAUGGGGCAGUUCUACUCUGUCCUAUAGGGUCGCUCUGAGUAUGAAGUACGGUAUAUAGACCUUAAAUCUUCUUCCAGACACAAUUUGCAAGCAUCAAAUUCUCCUUAAAGGAGUGUUUAAAAUACCUUGGCUGUUCUGUACAGGAUGCAGCCUGACAUCUUUUCAUGCUUUUGAAGAGCCUAUUUAUCGCUUUGACUUCACAGCACUGUUUUGUUUAAAGUAUUGAUUAUUUGGGAAUAACCGAAAUUUUUUUUUUAGCACAAGGGCCUCCUCCUCUGUCCAUUUUACUGUUCAUUCCCUUCAGUAAAGGAAAAUAGGGCAGAGUAGAAAAGGGGUGAAUUUUUGGCCUUGGUGAGUCACACCACUUCAGUAGGAUAUUGGAAUAUUUUCUAGGGAAAAAAGUCAAUUGGGUCCAUGAUGCUUUACCUCACAAAUGAUUAGUGCCACCUAUAGUACUCAAGUGUACAAUUUUUGAAGCUAUAUAGAUGAACAUUGCUCUCCUCAAAAUACUGUGCCUAAUUUACGUAUCAGUUGCCUACAUUUCUAAAUGUGUUAGUGCCAAUGUCUUCCUUUCUCACCCUGAAUAAUCUAGAGCUGGCUUUAUAAAAUGCCAGUUUUAAACCCUGGAAAAUGCAACGUAAGGACAGACCUUCAAGUGUUAAAGUAUUUGAAAGCAUAUAUCUAAAUUCAGCUGACUCACAUAAUACUGCCCUAUGCAUAGAAAGUGGUGGGUGGUUUUCAGGGAAGACUAAUCUUAACAGAGCAAUAUUUAGUAUUGAAGACAGACACUGUUCUCUUUGCAGAAUUCUGCCAAGUAAAAAAUUGCCAGUAAUCAGUGUUAAAUGCCAUGCAACUUCUGGCUUUAGAAAAUGUGAGGACUGCGUUCAUUCAGCAGACAUUUAAGUGUCCAUGGUCCAGGUGCUUUGCCAGAUGCCAGAGAUAGAGCAAUGAAAGAUCAAUCCCUGUCCUUGAGAGGCUCAUGGUCUGGGGUGGCUUUACCAAAUUAGUAGUUUUAUAUAGAUGAACAUAUUUUAAUAUUGCUGGGGGAAGUUAUAGAUCAGCUUUUGGGCAUUUUAAAGGGCAAAGUCCAGUAUACCUUUUUUUUUUUUUUCUUCUAAAAUUUCAAUGCUUAUCAGUGUAACUAUUCAAGUGUGCAGUCAUGGGAUGUUUUUCCUCUCACUUUCUCCCUAACUGAACGCACUCUCACUGCCUGUCACUGACUAGCAGAUACUGAUUUGUUGCCAUUAAGUAAACUUGACUUACGUGUGCUCUGUAAAGAUUUCUUUGUAUUUUUUCUUGAAAUUGUGAUUUUUCAUUGACUUUUUAAUGACAAAUUUAAUGUAUGUAAUUGUCUAUGCAUUUUAAGUUAAACUGCCUAAAAUGUGAUUUGAGACAUAUACAUUUGUAUUAUGAACUGUAAGCAAUUUGUUUGAGAUGUUAGAUUUUAUCACCUGCUGCUGUAUUUGUAAACAAAGACAAAUGUUGCUUUAAGAAGUAAUUAUAAUUAGGAAUAGUCUAUGGAUGUGAUACUUGAUAUUUUUUAAGAUAAACUUGUUUGCUUUUGUGUAUUAUAUCUGAACACCUUUUAAAAAAUGUAUUUUCAUGGCUUUGCAUUUUU